AACAAACAAACUGAUCCACCAAAACAUGAAGAGCCAGCAGCAUGUCGUCCUCGCUGCUCUCAUCGUCGUCGUCGUCGCCACCAUAUUGGUGCAGACGACGCCGCCGCCGCGUGGUGCGGAGGCGGCCAUUAUUCCGGGUAAUGUUAGCGCCCCCAACGCCGUCGUCUUCGGCGUAGUGCCAUGCAGCACCGGGAGCUCCAUCAACGUGGCCACCGCCCCGCCGUUCCCAAACGCCAGCCUACAGCUGCAGUGCGGCGCCGCCUCCCUUGCUGGCAACGUGAGUGGACGCGCGACGACGGCAGACAGCCGCGGCAACUUCCUCGUCGGCGUGGGCGUCAUCCGCAACGCCAACAGCAGCGGCGGGGCGGUGCUCUCGCUCUCCUCCAUGCUGCUGGGCAACCAGUGCAGCGUGGUGGUCACCACCCCGCUGGCCGCCUGCAACGUGUCCCUGGCCGGCGCCAAUAAUGGCACGCUCAGCGCGCCGGUUCGGGUCGUCGGCGGCGGGCCGCUCCUCGGCGGACUGCUCGGUCUGGCCGCCGGGCCCUUCUCCUUCUCAUUCUCGAACCGAAGCUCUUCUCCUCUAGGUCGUCGUAGGAUGAUGGGGUCGUAGGACGAUGGGAUGUGAUCUCCAACAAAUAAAAGGAACUACUGCGACUACGAGGGAGGGAGUCUAUAGAUGCAUGGAAUAAAUUAAACAAAUGAUGAUAUGUGUACCGUGUGUUGUGUUGUGUUAUCAUAUCACGUAAUUAUACGUAUAUAUAUACCUGUACCGUGCGUUGUAUUAUGGUACUAAUAAUAAGCACGUACGUAUAACAUGCUUCUCUGCAACGCAC
Zea mays is the source of this 833-nucleotide messenger RNA. RefSeq lists its product as uncharacterized. The transcript has 2 exons. The coding region runs from base 26 to 610 and encodes 194 amino acids. The record is from RefSeq and is marked validated. NCBI's taxonomy places the organism in Eukaryota, Viridiplantae, Streptophyta, Magnoliopsida, Poales, Poaceae.